UAGAUUGCACUUCGAAAGCCCGAUAUGACCAGAAAAUAAAACUAAUUGGACUAAAUGAAUGUCCGUACAAAUUGCAAGCUGGAUGUUGGAAAAAUGACCCGACCAAGCGGCCGAUGAUCAAGUACGACGACAUUCAUAUCUUUCUCAUUGAGGCACCAGUUGCUUGCGUUGCCAUCGCUGUGGGACAAGAUGUCGUUAUCUACGACGCGACCUCUCAGCCUAAAUGCCAGCUGGUUAACCGUCCGGCGAAAUUUGAUUGUCGCUGGCAUGCUGGUCUAGACAUGGCGGACCAAAUCAUUGAGGGAGGUCGCAUCAUCGCUUACAGAAUCCAGUGGUUUAACGGCUCGUGGUCGACCUGGUUCGGUCCUGGCUUGAACGACCUUGACAUCAAGUUCAACCCCAACGCCGCGACUUGUGACGUUCCGGUCAAGGCCAAAUCAAUGAGAAGAAUGUGGUCCUAUUUCUACGACCACACUCACGAGUUCAUCAUUUGUAAGCCGAAUUAGUUUCAAGGGCGUGCAUCACAAACAGAAGUUAAAGUUACUUAUAUACUUGAAAUUGAAAAUAAGCGCGUAUUCCUUUAUCUAAUAUAUGAAUGUUGCUUCCAAUAUUCAGUGUUAACAAAAUGCGUUGCACUUAAUAAAUUAAUUUAAAUUAUAAAAUGUUGGUGUCAAAGUUACGGAAUUGUUCAACUAUGAAAAGGAUUUUACGGUAAUUAAUAAAUCGAUACAUUUUUCCA
Molecule: messenger RNA, 739 nt
Organism: Dreissena polymorpha
Lineage: Eukaryota; Metazoa; Mollusca; Bivalvia; Myida; Dreissenidae
Exons: 3
Coding region: 114-506 (130 amino acids)
Source: RefSeq, a predicted model, not a curated record